AUGGCACCUCCUGUGGGACCAACGGGAACUCAACUCGAACGAAAGCAAUGGUCCUUUGCGUUUGCUCUUGUGACGUCCCUAUGUUUCACCUGGGGUUUUGCGUACGGUCUCCUUUCUGUGCUCAACGCACACUUCCAGACCGUAUUCGGUAUUACCAAGUUACAGAGUGCUUUUUUACAGCUGGCAUACUUUGCAAGUGGUGCUUAUUUCGUAUGGGCACCAUGUGCUAGUGUAAUUAUUAGACGGGUGGGAUACAAGAAAGGCAUCCACGUUGGCCUUGGCUUGUACUCGAUUGGUGCCAUAUUCUGCUGGCCAUCAGCGAAAUUCGAGUCGUAUGGAGGGUUCGUUGGGAGCAUAUUCGUAACUGGGUGCGGUCUUUCAACACUCGAGGUUGCUGCCAACUCCUACAUAACUGUGCUUGGGGCACCUCAGUAUGCUGCGGCCCGUUUGAACUUCAGUCAUGGAUUUCAAGCUGUCGCAACCUUUGCCGGACCUUUGAUUGCUUCACGCUGGUUUUUCACUGGUGCUAAUGCGACAAGUCUUGGAACCGUACAAUGGUUUGUCCCGGUCGCUGGCUCCGGCAUAGCACUUCAUAUCCUGUUCUUCUUAUGCGACCUACCUGAAAUCAUAGAUGACCCUUUGGCUGACGAGAUAGACGACUCGGAGGUCGGGAUAAUAUACAGCCCAGGUCCUCUGUGGAAGCAAUACCACUGUGUCUUGGGGUUUGUUGCCCUGACUGCCUACUACGGCGCACAAGUAACGGUCGCCUCUUUUGCAGUCAACUUUCUCGUAGACCAAAAAGUUGGUAUUACCCAGUCAAAGGCUAGUCAGCUCCUCUCGUUCUGCCAGAUCACCUUCACCAUAUCACGGUUUAUUGGUGUUGCGAUACUUAACUUUAUCGAUCCCGCCUUAUUGUUAGCCUUCUACGGGUUUUGUUGUUCGCUGUUCUGCCUCCUGGUUUCCCAGCUUCCAGGUUAUCGUGCUGUCGGGUGUCUUUUCUGUCUCUUUUUCUUCGAGUCCAUUUGCUAUCCCUGUAUAUUCACCCUAGGUACGAAGAACCUUGGAGUCCAAACCAAGCGGGGCACCGGUCUGAUCGUUCAGGGUGUUGUGGGUGGGGCUUGGUAUCCUCUGGCACAAGGUGCUCUCGCCGACAAAACAUACACCCGUCACUCGUAUCUUGUUCCAAUGUCAGGCUUCAUUGCCGUGACCAUUUAUGCCGCCGGUAUUGUUGUCGACCAGGCGAUAAAGGGCGGAUUCACAUUCCGCAUCCGCCACGACCCCUCCGCCACACACGCAGCUGAUUGCUGUCUAACCAAGCUCCCCGGUGACGCUAAAGCACGCUCAAACGAUGAAAAGAGGGUAUCCAGUGACGAAUUGAUUGUGGUCGUAUGA
Molecule: messenger RNA, 1392 nt
Organism: Suillus clintonianus
Lineage: Eukaryota; Fungi; Basidiomycota; Agaricomycetes; Boletales; Suillaceae
Product: major facilitator superfamily domain-containing protein
Exons: 16
Coding region: 1-1392 (463 amino acids)
Biological process (GO): transmembrane transport
Molecular function (GO): transmembrane transporter activity
Source: RefSeq, a predicted model, not a curated record